UGCCGGUGUUAGCAGACAGAUCCAGUGGGGAGAACAGACUUCAUGCACACACACUUACUCUGAAUGAAAAUGUACACUGGAGAGAUUCUUGCAGAAUAAAGCAACUGGGACACAUUGAAGGAGGAGGAGGAGAAGGAAGAGAAAAGGCAAGGUGUUUGGUCAAGCCGGCAGCCACAUGUGAAAGUGCAAGAACGAGAGAGUAAGAGAGAGAGCUAGAGAGAGACGGACAGAGGAAGGGCGUGCAUUGAGUUCUGCUCUCCUCCAAGAGAAAGACUAGAUGGUCAGAUCUGUCCAUGAUGGGGUGCAGAGUAUGUACUCUACAGAAGCCUCAAGAGCAGUACAAACUCCUGUAUGAAGUAUGCCAGGUCAAUGGAAAGGACUUGUCCAAGGCGACACACGACCAGGCAGUGGAGGCCUUCCGUAUGGCUAAAGAGCCCAUUAUGGUCCAGGUGCUUCGUCGGGCUCCCAGACCCAAACCUACAGGCCCGACUGGGGAAGGACAGGUCGUGGACAUCAGCACCCAGACAGACAUCACCUUCCAGCAUAUCAUGGCCCUCAGCAAACUGCCUACAUCCUCCACUCCUGUGGAUGUGCUUGAACAGUACCUCCUGCCAGAGGGGCACUCUCCAGCUCAUGAAUACUUCGACCCUAAUGAUUUCCUAGAGGGCAUGCAGCACGAGAUAGAAAGAGAAGAGCUGGAAUAUGAGGAAGUGGAUUUAUACAGAACAAACAUCCAUGAUAAACUGGGGUUUACCGUAUGCUACAGGACCGAUGAUGAGGAUGAGACGGGGAUCUAUGUCAGUGAGAUUGAUCCAAACAGCAUUGCUGCGAAAGAUGGAAGAAUUCGAGAGGGAGAUCGGAUUAUUCAGAUCAAUGGCAUUGAGAUCCAAAACCGUGAGGAAGCAGUGGCUCUUUUAACCAGUGAAGAACACCCAAAUGUGUGCUUGCUAUUGGCUCGGCCAGAGAUACAGCUGGAUGAGGGUUGGAUGGAUGAUGACAGAAAUGACUACCUGGAUGACCUUCACAUGGAUAUGUUGGAGCAACAACACCAUCAGGCUAUGCAGUUCACAGCAAGCAUGCUUCAGCAGAAAAAGCACGAGGAAGAUGGAGGUACAACAGAUACAGCCACACUGCUCUCCCACCACCAUGAGAAAGACAGUGGUGUGGGCCGCACUGAUGACAGCACUCGCAACGAUGAGAGCUCUGAGCAGGAGAAUCUCGCAGAUGACCAGACCAGCGCCUCCACCACACUGGGCAGCCGGCGCAGACUCGCAUACAGUCAGGACACCCUUGGCAGUGGUGACCUCCCCUUCAGCAGCGAGUCCUUCAUAUCUGCAGACUAUGCAGACGCAGAAUUCUUGGGUGACUUUCCUGCUGAUGAAUGUGAGCGGUUUCGGGAACUUUUGGAGCUGAAGUGCCAGAUGCAGAGUGCAGGCAGUAGUGGUACCCCAGAUCAAAGCUUGUUGUGGCCCAGUGGUGGACAAGGCGGUGUUGGAGAGGAGGGUGUCGACAAAGAACUGGAACUUCUGAAUGAGGAGCUCCGCAGCAUUGAGCUUGAAUGCCUGAGCAUAGUCAGAGCGCACCGCAUGCAGCAGUUACGGGAGCAGUGCCGCGAACAGUCCUGGAUGCUGCACAACAGUGGCUUUCGCAACUACAACACAAGCGUAGAUGCAAGGCGUCACGAGUUAGCAGACAUCAGUGAACUUCCGGAAAAGUCUGACAAGGACAGUUCCAGUGCAUACAAUACUGGUGAAAGUUGCCGUAGCACCCCGCUCACAUUAGAGCUCUCCCCGGACAACUCCUUGCGACGUGGAAAUGAAAGCCAAGCAGAAGCAGGGGCAAGUAGCAGUACCUCGGGUCCCAGCAGAAUUCUCAAACCCCUUCUCUCACCCGUCCAAGAGGCUUGCAGCCCCACUAGGGGCCGUCCAACAUUAUUAAAAGAGUCAGAGGUUGGUACCCAACCUGAAGUCAGAGAGCGCAAAGGAGGUCGUCAUGCACAUCCUCAAUCACCCUACAAACAUGCCCACAUCCCGGCUCAUGCCCAGCACUACCAGAGCUACAUGCAGCUGAUCCAGCAAAAGUCAGUGGAGUAUGCCCAAAGCCAGAUGAGCUUAGUAAGCAUGUGCCGGGACCCUGUCACUUCUGCUGACUUGGGACCCAAGAUGGAAUGGAAAGUGAAGAUCCGCAGUGACGGUACCCGAUACAUUACCAAGCGGCCAGUUCGAGACAAGCUUCUGAAAGAGCGAGCACUACGGAUCCGAGAGGAGCGCAGUGGGAUGACCACAGAUGAUGAUGCCGUAAGCGAGAUGAAGAUGGGUCGGUAUUGGAGCAAAGAAGAGCGCAAGCAACACGCCGUCCGUGCCAAAGAACAACGUCAACGUAGGGAGUUCAUGAAGCAGAGCCGUAUGGAUUGUCAGAAAGAGCUGGGGGUCACCACUGAGGACAAGAAAGAUGUCAACAUUAUCGAACUUAGUCACAAAAAAAUGAUGAAGAAGCGGAAUAAGAAAAUCUUUGACAAUUGGAUGACUAUCCAGGAACUGUUGACCCAUGGUACAAAGUCCCCUGAUGGGACACGAGUGUACAAUUCCCUACUCUCUGUGACUACAGUGUAGGCUCUGAAAUGUUCUGUAUAUAGGACACUACCGAUGGGGUAGACAAUUCUGCCUCGUUCAAUGCGGCAACAUUUGUAAAUAGGAAAUAUGAAUGCCUUGUCUGAAGGAGCCAUUUGCCAAAAGAAGGUACAACGAGAGUCUGAAAUAUUGAAUAGGAUGAUGGUUUUAUACAAGAGAUAAGAACGUGUUUCUUAUUUGCUCUGUUCAUUUCUAUAUUGAGCUUGUGGUUUGAAAUAUUCUGUUAUUGAAUCAUGACCAUUCGGACUCUAAAGGGUUUUUGGACAACAGUACCAAGACCAUAAAGAACCAUUAGAAUUUUUGUUUUGUUUUAUUUUUUUUACGAGUAAACUAACAGUCAACAGUAUUGUACUUAUUUAUGCAUACAUAUUGCUCAUUAAAGCAAUGCAGAUAUUUAGCUUCAUGAUCAUCACAGAAAAUCGCCGGGUGUUAUUGUAUACCUUUCAGUCAUUAUGACAGAGUUUUACAACAAAUAACUUUGCUUUACAGAUUUUAAAAGGUGCUGUUUUUUUCCUAAAGUUCUUACGUCACACGGCUACUGUUACAUUUGUCAUACAUCAAACAUUUAUUGAAAUCUAAAUCUGUUUGUAUUAUUGUUGAUAUUAAUGUCUGUUGUAGACAAAAAGCCUUUUAUAUAGGUCUCCAUUGUAUUGCAGCAAGAUAAUACAGUUUAACAAAUCAUUAGUUAGACACGCAAUUUGAUGUCCUGUAAAAUGAGAGAAAUAAUAAAUUAUUGUUUUAUAUUUGAU
Molecule: messenger RNA, 3379 nt
Organism: Danio rerio (zebrafish)
Lineage: Eukaryota; Metazoa; Chordata; Actinopteri; Cypriniformes; Danionidae
Source: RefSeq, a predicted model, not a curated record